AUGAUUCGCAUGGCUAUGUUCUGGUACAUGAUCAGCAAUUUCUUUUUCAAGAAACCACCCAAGGAUCCAGCCAUGAUUUCUCGGAACCUUUUUCGGAAAGGAGAGGAUUUGGAUAUGUGGGUGUACAUAACAGAGUCUGAAAAGUUCAGCAAUUUCCAAGACGAGUCGGCACUUGUAUGGACGGAGUCCGGAAUACCGUACACGAUGUAUGAUGCUCCUGCGGCUCGAAGGACCCUUGAGUUUACCUAUUAUCCUUCCAAGGCUGUGACGGAGGGCAAUGGGACUGUCUUCGCACAUGUGUUCUUUGCGAAGUCAGGAUACUCGCCAGACCCAACAGAUCAGCUCUAUGAGCGAUUCUCAACGUAUCCUCGAACGGCAAUUCCGGAGAUUUUCCACAAGCACAUGACGUUUGAUGAAAAUUCCGGCAACUACUUUCCCACGCUGCACAUGAACGAGUUCUGGCUGCUGCGGGACAAGCUCAUUCAGCUCAACAGCACCGUCUCCAAAGUCCCACUCUCCCUCGUGGUGGAGACGCUGCCGCUGUGGCGCUGGCAGAUCUACCUCUCCAUGGACCAGUCCUUCAAGCUGCAGCAGCAGUUCGGCACCGCCAUGGAGUCAGAAUCAGAUGAGCUCAAGAGGGUGUUCCUGGAGGGCAAUCCCAUUCUGCUGGGAAUCACGGUGGUGGUGUCCAUCCUGCACUCCGUCUUUGACUUCUUCGCCUUCAAAAACGACAUUGCGUUCUGGAACCAGAACAAGUCAAUGGAGGGUCUAUCAGCGCGGUCAGUGGUGAUCAACUUCGUGUGCCAGCUGAUCAUCUUCCUGUACCUGCUGGACAACAACACGUCGUGGCUCAUCCUCAUCUCCUCCGCCAUCUCCUGUGGGAUCGAGUUCUGGAAGAUCGGCAAGGCCAUGCACGUCGAGAUUGAUCGUUCGGGUAGCAUUCCCUGGGUGAGGUUCAGGGAUCGCGAGUCGUACGCGCGCAACAAGACGAAAGAAUAUGAUGCCAUCGCUAUGCGCUACUUCUCCUAUGCACUCUACCCGCUCGUUGCUGGUUACGCCGUGUACUCGCUCAUAUACGAGACGCACAAGAGCUGGUACUCCUGGGUUCUCAACUCGCUCACUGGCUGCGUCUACACCUUUGGCUUCAUCAUGAUGUGUCCGCAGCUGUUCAUCAAUUACAAGCUCAAGUCGGUGGCACACCUGCCGUGGAGGCAGAUGACGUACAAAUUCCUCAACACCAUCGUGGACGACCUCUUUGCCUUUGUCAUCAAGAUGCCCACGCUGCACCGACUCUCCGUCUUCAGAGAUGACAUCAUCUUCCUCAUCUUCCUGUACCAGCGUUGGAUCUACCCGGUCGACAAGAAGCGCGUCAACGAGUUUGGGUUCGGAGGGGAACCAGAGACAGCUGCCCUUGCUGGCUCUGCUGACGGUGCUGCGGAUGGUGCUGCUGAGCGUGCAGGAAGCAGCAGAACAGACAGGCUGACGGCUGCUGAGGCAGAAGUUGCAGCUGCUGCUGCUGCUGCUGGUGAGGGUAGUGAGGGGAGAGCAGGGGAUGACGAGGGUGCAGCAGCGGCUGCUGCUGUUCAGGGUGGUGUUAUAUUUUUGCAUGCUUUUACAAUCUAA
Closterium sp. Yama58-4 is the source of this 1623-nucleotide messenger RNA. Lineage: Eukaryota; Viridiplantae; Streptophyta; Zygnematophyceae; Desmidiales; Closteriaceae. The record is from the annotation of a GenBank genome assembly.